Besnoitia besnoiti is the source of this 22101-nucleotide messenger RNA. RefSeq lists its product as uncharacterized. The record is from RefSeq and is a predicted model, not a curated record. Lineage: Eukaryota; Apicomplexa; Conoidasida; Eucoccidiorida; Sarcocystidae. Gene Ontology annotation, molecular function: protein serine/threonine kinase activity; protein binding. The transcript has 31 exons. The coding region runs from base 1 to 22101 and encodes 7366 amino acids. Gene Ontology annotation, biological process: DNA repair.
AUGGAGUCGCGACUCUCUGCGCGCCUCUCCGCGUUGGUCGCAGCCUCGAGCGCGACCGAACAGCGGCGCCAUCUGCAGGAGUUCGUGGAGUUCUUUGCGUUUGACUCGUCUUUUUCUUCUCUCGACCGAGACUGCCCGGGUCUCUGGGGCCGUCUCGCGCUUUCUCUCCUCUCCGCGGCGCGCCAGCAGCUCGCGCGGGCCUUUCCUCCUUCUCCGUCGGCGGCGAGAGGCCGAAAGAAACCGGUGGCGCUGGUCCCCAAUGACGCAGUGGCGAUUCAGAAGCUGUUCCACGCCGUGGAGACCCGCGCGGCCUCGUCUCCUGCCUCACCCUCAUCGUCGCCAGAGGCCGCUUUCCCGCGGGGCUCUGCGGACAGAGAAGCGGCGCAUCUGCGGAGCGCUCACAGCCGCCUGGGCUCUGAGCAGAGCGGCCUCGAGGGCGGCAGACUGGACGCGCAGGAGGAGGAGGACGACUUCUUCUCUUCGCCUUCUCGCUCGUCUGCGGUCGUGCCUGUCGCCACCGACGAGACGCGCGAUGGGGGCAGGCCGAGCACGUGCGGCGACAGGCUCUCACGAGUCGCUUCAGAUGUCGUUAAGAACCUUUUGUCGCUGCUUCUCGAAUGCGCGAAGAAACGCAGGGAGGCGAGCCAACACGGGCGGGACGUCGCGCGCACGCUCUCGCUUCGUCUGCGCCUCCUGCAGCGCGCAUGUUCAGACCGCAGUCGGCGCGGAAAAAGAGAGAGGCCGUGGAGAGAGGCGGACAGUGAAGACGACAGUGACGAUCGCAGCCACGCAGCUCCGCAGCUGUGGAGGGCGCGCGACCCGAGCGACGAUGGAGUUGCAGAGGAGUGGAGGGAGGCCGACGAGAAAUGGGAGGGCUGUUUCCUGUCGAUCUUGCAGCAACUUUUGAGAAACGAAAACUACCUCAAAGAGCUCCCUUUCCCACUGGUCAAAGGCCUGCUUGCGCGUCUCCUCUCGCUCUCGUUUUCUUCGCCACACAAGUGCCUCAGCAUCGCGCUCUCACUCUUGUCCUCGCCGUCGAUUUCGGUCGCUGUCGGAUCUCUUGGGCGCACGUCUCUGGUUUCGCUUUUGCGUCUGCUUGAAGGUCUGCUCCAUCCCGCGCUUCUUCUUCCCGGUUCGUCCGCGUCCUCGGAGUUUGCCUUGCCGCCUUUCACUGCAGAGGACGCACGCGUGGCCUCUGCAGCGCUCGCCUGUCUUCUGCAGCUGAUCUUGCAGCUGCCCUUUCUGUUCCGCGAGCAGUUGUUUCUCCUCAGUACUCGCGCGCAACGAUCUGGCACGUUUCCGCCUUCUUCCUCAUCGUGGCGCUCCAAUGACGCACCCGUGUCCGAGGGUCAGGACCGCCGCUGCGAGCAGGAGGCCUGCGUGCGUCGCAUCGGACCAGGGGAAAGUAUGCACUUCUCGAGUGUCAAGCGAGAACGAACCGGCGUCGGUGUCGACUCCGCGGCUCCCUCCCAGGCAGCCAGAAACGUCUCCUUCAUUCGGCUGGGGUCAGCUGAAACCAUCUCUCGGGCGUCUGCCAGAACGGCUGCAUACGCGAAGGGCGAAGUAGGGGCUAAUGCCGGCGUGACCGCAGAGCGCGAUGGCGAGAAGGCGCUGACAGGCGCUACGAAUACCACUCGAGGGGGUGCGCGCCGGGAUUCAGAAUCAGACGAGUGGGGGGACGACGAGACAGCACACGGCGACGAGCCGGAGGAGCCACUGGUCAUGCGAGUGCUUCUAGCGCUCCUUCAGGACGACGUUUGGAGCGCGCUCGACGAGACAGCGAAGUGGAAUGCCGUUUCCUUGGCAAGGUGGACGUUGCUUCUUGCGAGAGGCUCUGCCGCGCGGACUGUCCUCCCUUCGCUCGUCGGUCGAUCAGGCUGCAUGCGCCGCUUGUUUGCGGCUCUGCUCCGCUUGCUGCCGCCCUACUUUUGUGCACUGCGCGCGCUCACCGCCGAUGACGCGCACGGGUUCGACUCCGCGGCGCAGCCAAUCUCAGUGGAGGAAAUUUGCCACACCGCUGCGGGCUUCGAUCUCCUACGAACUGUCGAGACCUUCCCAGGAAGCGACGAGGAGUUGACAGUUCCGCGACAGGGAGCCAAGGGUAGUUUGUGGUUGAUGCGCGUCGUUGUCCUUGACGUCCUUCGGCAAACCAUCUGGGAAGCUGCGCAUCAUCACGCGGCGCUUCUCGGCUACCGGCUGCCGGAAGCCUGCGCAGCCUCGCGGUUCACUGCCCCUGAGUCUGUGGAGCCAGCCUAUUCGCGGACGCCUUCACUGCUUCUUCUUGCCACUUCCGAUGGAGGAUUCCCUGACGAGCGCGAGGCAACCGUCCAGCGUGGAACUGAGGGUGGAGGGAUGCAGGACACAGACACAGCCUGCGAGACAAAGUGGCGGAUCAAACGCGAAAGAGAGGAACCCGACGACGUGUGUGCUAUCAGCCAAUACGGUGACAAGAAAAAACGCUCUGGAGAACACAUGUCCCUUGACAGCUCCGUCGCGUCCGCACACGACAUCUGUGCGGCAGACAUUCAUAACGAGAGAAGAGAGGCCGGGCAGCUGGACGGGGGACGGGGCGACGCGCCAUCAAGAGACAGCAGGACGUACCUGAACAACGACCAUGCCUUCGUAAAGCAGGACAAAAGCGAAGGGCGAGCGGAAGCCCCAGCGAAAGCGUGGUUGAGCCGCGCACAAGUGGCGAAGCGCGCCGGUGUUGCCUACAUUCUGGCAAAGCUGAGAGCCUCGAAGGGCGGCAUCCAGCGGCAAAUGUGGUCCCUGCUAGUCGUUCGGUUCUGCGAAGGCGCGGGCUCUGCGUUUUCUUCGGCAUCCUCGUUCUCUCUGCUAGCUCCGCUGUUCGAUGAGCUGGGCGACACGUACCUCCGCACGCUAGACUCGCUCGUCUCUGUCGCGUCAGGACGUGGAUCCGAAGCGGCGUCCUCGCUUUGUGGGCACUUUGUGGCUUCGACGCAGGCGCUGUCCAGCCUUCUCGCGCUCCAUAUUUACCCGUUUCUUCUCGGUAGUUCUUCGACUGGAAGGGAAUGCGAACUCUCGCAGGUGGCGGCUGCGGCACCAUGCGAAGCGCGCGACGAAGACAGGCCAAGCCAUCCAUGGCGAGACGCACGCAGAGCGCGCCUGUGCCGACCACGAGACGGGGGAAUGGCUACGCCGCAGGAGGAAGGAGACAGCGGGCGUAGCCGCUCAAGGCCGUUUCCAGGCUCAGCGACUCGGUUCGAGCACGAAAGACGUAACUUCGGAAGCCAGCGGGAAGAGAAAAGUGGCGCGGCGAUCUCACGUCUGAGCGAAGGUAUCCACUUCGAGCCUGAAGCGGGAGCUGACGAGUACGACGGGUGGUCGUGGCGAAUCGAGGUUGUCAGCAGCCAACUGCUAGUUCCGGCGUCGAUCGUCUCCACUCUCAAAUCCGGGGACACGACGGCGGAGCUCCUCUGGGGGCGAGGCCUGGCGUUGGGUUCAGCGUCAGGCCCGCAGUCCACAGCAUACCCUGGUCGACUUCUGCAGUCCUCCUUGUUGCAUGCGCAGUCGGUGUUGGACUGCCUGAUUCAGCUUCAGCGCCAGCUGUCCAGCGCAGCACCCGUGGAGUCGGCAGAUUCCUCGUCUCUCACCUUCUCUCCGCUUUUUGUUUUUUCGUCGUUUGCGCGUCUCGUCCACUUGCUUCUCCUCCUGCUUCCCCCGGCGGAGACGCGCGAGGCUGUCGAACUUCUGCUGUCGCCCCCGUUUCUGCCAUCGCGCGGCGCGCUUCUCGCCUUCCUGUCUUCGGCCGCUGCGCCUGGGAGACGCACGAAAGCGGUCCCGCCAGGCACUGGAGGCCUGGGAGCUCUGCUGCCUUCCGGAGGCCUUUUUUCAGCCUCGCUGUUUCCGCCCUCACCGUGGCUCUUCGAGCUGCUUUCGGUGGCGUUUCUGCGGCACGCUGACACGAUUCCUACCGCCGUCAUCGACACACUCCUCCGCUACCUGCUUCCGCACGUGAUCACCGCGUCAUCUGCGACGACCUUCGAAGGCGCGAGAGGAGACCGCGGACGGAAGGAGAGCAGAGACGGCGGAGAUUCUGGACGUAGCCGAGCUGCCAACUGGGAAAUCCGGCGGCCUCAGCCGCCGGAGCGUCGCGCAGCCUCAACCCGCCAUCCCUUGAUGACACUUUGGAUGCCUUCUGUCUUCGCUAGACCGCUUUCCUCCUCGUCGUCUCGCGCAUGCACCGCCUGGGGCUGCUUGUUUUCGCUUUCGCUGACUGCUCUAUUUCCGCAGCUUCUUCGGAAUAUGGGUCUUGCAAAACACCUGCCGCACACUCUCCCUGGGGUUUCGGCAGGCGCCCCACCAAGUCACAAUCUGCCGGAGACGACUGCCUGCCUGUCGUUCACUUUCCGCUCGCGUUCACCUUAUCGUGGCAUCGCUGAACCCUCUGGAGACUCGCAGCGUCUGGUGCACGGCCGCGCCAAGCCGUCAUCGCAGAGUCGCUUCUGCGACCUCGUCUUCUUCAGGUCUUCUUGCCCUUCGGUGUCACCCCUUCUUCUGCCCUCGUCUCACAUGCGCUACGAAGGGAGCCUGAGCGACGCUCGCGGCGCUGGCGCUGCGUGUUCCCUCUUGUUUGUAGCGUCGUCGUUGGUGUCGCAGCGUCACCGCACCGGCUCCAUUUCCUGGCAUUUGAGUGGCUCAGGGAGUCAGGGGUCGCAUGCGGCGGAGUGCGAACUUGAGCAAGUGCUGAGUGGAGGCGUUAACGCCGAUGACGUCUGCGUUCCUCUGGCUUCCUCUUGUAACAGUCUCGUCCCCACGCAGGCGUACGCUGCUUGCUUCCAAACUUCCGUCCCCCUCGUCUGUCAACUUCUCUCUGUUUCGGGACUGUGCAGAACCGCAUCCUCGAGUGGCGCAUGGGAUUCGUCUGUCCUCGAGUCCUCCCCUCGUGCGUCCCACUUUCUCGCUUCAGCGCUUGACGCCAGCGGUGGCGUAGCAACGUCUCUGGCGGGCUCGGGGCGGUCGCUGUGGGAGUCAGAGUAUAGGCUGCACGAUGUCUCCUCUCUCCUUCGAUUUUUGCCGCUCCCUCUCUCACCCGCGCCGCCUCUGCUGUCGAUCACUCCUUCGUCCGCUAUUUGCCUGGUCACAGCGUCGCCGUCGUCCCUCGGGCUUCUCCCAUUUGAGCGCGAGAGAGGGAGCGUCCUCUCCCCGCGAGCCGCGACCGGCGCUGUCUCGGAGGCUGGCAGUGCGUACGCAGAUCGAGCGAGAGCGACCGUCUGCUGCGGCGAGGUCUUCGGCGUGCCACUUGCAACGGAGACUGCAUCGUUGAGUUCCGGUUUUUCUGAAAAUUUGAUCCACAUCUUCUAUCAGACCCACACUCAAUGUACGCUUUCGUUUUUGUCUUUGUUUCGUGUCCGGCAAUGUAGGCCGCCUGGCAGCUGUAGACGUUCCGCGCCUUGUGGGUCGCGAGGAGGCCCGUCGCUGACUGCGUCGUCUCUGUCAGGUGCUGCAUCGCGCGGCUCUUUCGACGCCUCGCCGUCCGAGUGCACAUGCUGUGCCUGCUCUUUCAUCGACCCGUGGGCUUGCGUUGGCCUUCGUGCGGGAGUGAAAGUCUCUCUGGCGGUCGCCGCGGCGUCGCAGUUCCUGUGCUCACUCCGGAUCGCUUCGCUCGUUCUGCCAGCAGAGCUGUGGGUUGCGGCUCUGCCCGGGGACCUCCGCACUGCAUUCCCGGCCCUGCGGUUGCCUCGGCCGGCUCCUGCGCCUGCCAACGCUCUCCAUACGAGAUCCCGGCGGUCGGGUCGAACGCCGAAAAACUUUGAAGACAGCGACAGCUGUGUGGUCCCACAGUCGCGUUCGCGUGGCAGUAGCCUGCCACCGUGGUCUUCACCCGGCGAGGAGGCAAACGUCGACGCGACAGAAAGCGAGCACGAAGGCUGGCUGCCUCCCGGCGACAGCGCCAAGCUUGGAGGGGUCUGCAGAAGGCGAGGCGACCUUGCGAAAGCAGAGCCCGGACUGGGGGCGCGACCGUCGCGGGGCUGCAACUGGCGGCCACUGGCGCCGUGCUCUGCCGGCUGUGCGACAUGGCUCGCUGUCGAUGCCUGCCUCUGCCUUCUCACGCAGUCGUGCGAUGCGCGGCGGCGCUCCACGUCUCGCGCUCGCUCGCCCAGGCCUCGUCCGACGGCCGCUUCUCUGGGUAUCGGGGUGGCUGCCUCCUCAACACUUUGCUCACGCGCGGAGCCAGGCGUCCGGUGUGCGUCAGUUUCGCAACGCCAGCGGAGGGCCCUGAGUAGUGGUGGAGGCGUGUCGACGCACGCACGGCCCCUCCGACAGCCGCAAGAUCUCUACAGCGACGAUCCAGGAUGGGAUCCCGAGGGCGCACCUCGCCACGCGCGCAGACAGGCAAGCGCGCACGUCGACUCCUUUAACGGAUUGGGAGAGUUUUCGAAUGGCCUGAAUGACGGGGUGGAGUGCCGAGACUCCUUCGCAUCGCCUCAAGAGAUUGCCCGAACUAAUGAGACCUUGGAGCGCGUGGAGGCGGCUUGUCGAGGGCGCGGAAGGUCGGAGCUGUGUCAGCCACUUGAGCGAAGCGCGGGCGAAGGGCUUGCGGGGGAGGGAGACUCGAACGAGGAGGACGAUGGCGCAGCAGAGGCCGGGAGCUUCGACCGAGACAGGCGCGGAGACUCACGCAGAGAACGGGGGCCGGGGGCCGCGUGUGCAUCUCAGGUGGAGGUCUUGUGGAAGACGUGGACGGAGGUCUUCUCGCUCUUGCAACUACACGGCCUUCCAUGCCCCACAGCGUGCUUCGGCUGCGACCUCGGCACGCUUUCUUCUGCCUUUAAAGUGUUUCGGAAUUCCGAUAGAGGCAUUCGCCAGCAGCGGCAGAGCCAUAGAAUGCAUCGAAAUGGCAGAUCUGUCGAAGGGAUCGUUGCGAGGGGCGCAGACCCCUCGGAUGCACAGCGGGGACGAACGAGUCGUGGACACCCUCGUGGAGCGGUAGGCCGUCGCAAGGACGGUGAAGCAGAGGCAGACGCAAACUCAUGCUCGUUGUCCCCGUUUUUCCUCCAUGUGCAACGGCCUGUCUGCGCGGCCGGCGUGACUUCAAACAAGUCAGAUGACGCUCAGGGAGCGACUGAAGUGGCAGACGUCAAGGCGUCUGAACAAACUCCAAGCCAGCGGGAGGCGGCCGUCGCGACUUCGAAGGCUGGAGCCUUCGGACAAUGUGCGGAGAUACCGGCUGCUGAUGGUGCGGCAUACUGGCGCCUCUAUACCUUGUCGACCAGCCCGCGCUUGCUCUGCCUGCACCUUCACCUCCUUCACACGCUGGUGGUCACCUCGCGCUGUGUAAAGGGUGGCGGACGCUUCAGCACCCUGACGCAGCACGCCUUCUUUCUAGGCAGCGCUCAAGGUUUGCUGCAGAGCCCCCGGACGGUUAGUGGACGUGACGGGGCGACGCGACCCGAGGAGACCGACCCAGAGAAUUGGGAUCAGCGUGCAACGACGGGGAACGGUUUCGAAGGAGUUUCUCGGGGUCGCGACGCAGACGCUCGGCCGUUUGUCUCGACUGGAGGAGGUAGGCAGAAGGCUGGAGAAUCGCGUUUGUGGGGUUAUGAGGUCCCCGGGGAGGGCGAAGGCGGAGGUCGGUUUGCCGGCGGGGGAGGCUACUCACUCUUCCCGUCUUGCUCUAGCAUUUUGCGUCUUCUUCUGUCCUCCCUCUCUGCCUUCACCGUCGCCGGUCCAUCUGCAAGAGGCGCGUUUUGCCCCUGCAGCGCGCUUCAGACAUGCGAGCGCUGUGACGAGCCCCGCGGCGAGCAGCUGAGCUGUGCAGCGCUCUCUCAGCCGGAGCGUGGCGCCUUGGCGUUCAUCUCCCUUAGACAUCGACGUUUGUGGGCCGUGUGCGUGGAGUUCUUGGAUGCCUUCGCCAAUGAGGCACCUGCUCACGAUAAACACUUCGUAGCUAGCGCCAGAGACCCGCCUUCGCGGCGCUCAUCGACGGAUUCCAUUGCAGACGACGCGUCGCCGAGCCUCAGCACCCUCUGUGAUCGCCCGCCUGCAGCGCGCCAUUUCUGCGCAAAGCCACAAGCCGCAGCUAUGACCCAUGAGAGCGAGCGGGGCUUCGAGUCGGCGCAUGCGCGUUAUCCUUCAUCGGGCAGCCCGUGGCGCCCGCUGGAGGUGGUUUGGGCGCAGGGAGGGGGGGCCGCGGUGUUCUACGAUUUGUUUGAGAAUCUUGCGCUACACAGUGAAGCCCUGUGCUCUGGCGAAGUUUCAGAAUGUGGGGCGGAGGACGACCUCCAGGUCGAACAUCGCUGCCAAAAACUGCUGCUUGUGCUGGAGGGCGUUGCGAGUCUGAUUCGAGCUGAAACGCCGUUGGUUCUAUUGCAGCCAGUGUUUUUGUCAUGGCUUGUGUCGUGCCUGGCGCGGGUGGUCGCCGUUGGGUCCCCGUCUGCGGCGGCGAGCGUUGCCAGCAUUCUCCUCUCUGUUUGCCAAGGUCUUCGGCGCAUUGUUGAGGCUCUCCAGGACACCGAAACGCUAGAAUCUACGGAUGUCUCCUCAGAGUCGUCACCUUCUUCGACUUCGUGGCGGGAUUCGUGUUCGCUACAAGCGACGCACACGCUGAACGGUGCUUUGUGCAGCGCAUUCUUUAUCCCGAUCGAUAGUGACGAUGACGCGAUCGCGCACCGAUUCGCGCCGCAUCUCUGCCGCGUUGGGCGCUCCUCGCCAGUCGCGAUGUUCUUGGAGAAAGUGCGGGAAGCCAAGAGCGUGCUGACCGGCGUUGUAGAAAUCCUUUCUGACCGCCUCCCCGUUUUUGUGGAGGACGACCAAAGGCGAGAUCCCGACGGUCUGAGUUACUUAGGGCAGUUGGUGGCGGAGCUCCUGGCGCUGGGCCGCCGUGAGCAGGCCGCAGUGGGGAAAGACGUCGUGGAUGUGCUCGCGGCUCUCGUCGUCGACCGCAAUGCCCCUCUGCUUCUCUGGAGGGAUUCCGAAGACGACGAGCUGCAGCCGACUGAGUCCUCGGGCGCGACAGCUGACCAACAAGCACGAAUGGCGCAUGCAGAGGGAGGCGACAAAGCCGAGGAAGGAGCCGCGAGGACGUACAAGUCGAAAGUGUGGAUGCUGUCAACAGAAGUUCAACGCGCGAGCGAAAUGCAGGCAGGGACACAAGCUCUCCACGACGACGACCAGAAGCUGCUGCGUGAGAACCAGGAGUCUGCAGACGACUCCAUGCUCGCUGAGCUGGCGCUUCGUCUAGCACCCUCGACGGUCGGUGUGUUGCUGGAGGCCUUUGAGGCGAGUGAAGUAUCGUCUGACUUGUUCAAACCCGUAUAUCGGCUCCUCGUGUCCCACGUCCGCCGUUGGGGGGCAUACACGCGGCGUCAUCUGCUUCCGGAACUUGGCCGUGCCUCGGACUCCUCGUGGCGAGCGUGCGCUGCCGCUGACCACGCGCCACGCGCGUCGCCGCCUCUUCUGUCCUCGGCGCUGGCGCAGUCAGCGUCCUCCUGUCCUUUCCUCGCUUCGUCAGGGGACGGCGGGGGGCCACCGCAAAGCCUGCGUUCGAUUCCGUUCCUCGCACGUCACCUCCGGCUGCAGCACCAGUUGGUCGCGCAAAGUCACACCUGCAAGGAGUGGCGCGUCGGCUAUUUGCCGACCCGUGACCUCGUUGCACUGCUCGCACUCUCUGCUGCAUGCGUUGCCGUUCCUUCGCUGACGGCGGACGUUCUCUGGGUGCUGCUCCAAGGCGUGGCCCCACGCCGCGACAGCCUGCUCCACGGUUCGUUCUGCGGGUUUCCGUCUCGCGGCUCUCGAGCCAGCCUUGAGGCACGCCAUCGGUCCUCCGCGCCACCGGUUUCAGCGUCGCCCGCUGGCGGGUCGUCUCAGUGUGGCGACGACCUACAGGGGCAUGAGCAGGGGGACACCGUGCCCUGCCCGACAGAGGGCGAGCGAUACGACGGCGAAGCGGCAGGCGAACGGAAGGAGCCCGGAAGAUACAUUGUCGCUCGCCCGCACCACGACGCUCGCGAACUCAGAAGCUCUAGUCUUCAGGCCGUUGAGGAAUCGCUGCUGCGUCUUUCGUCACCGUUAACGCAUGCGAUUCUCUACGCCCUGUCGGUCAUCGCGCAUCGGCAGAAGCGUUCGUCCUCUCGCGAGAUGUGUCUCGACUACGUACCCUACUUCCUAAUUCAGUGGGUCUCUCUGGCGGUGAAGCAAGACGCAGAAAGACGAGCGGCUGCACACGACAUGGAGCCUUACCCGGCGGCGAGCAGGCUCGCGCCGGCCUCCGGAGCCGGAACGGGCAAGCGAGGCCCACGAGCAGGCGUGGAGUCGGAGCCCUUCUUCGACGCGGAGGAUGAUGGCGAAUGGCUGCCACUCACGUCUCGAGGAGACACGGGCGAGGCAGACGAAUGCAUCGAUAUUGGAAAUGGGAGGUGGCGAACCGCCUUCUGGCCCUGGAGCUCGCUCGCCUCACUCACGUCGUCGUCGUGCUCCACCGGAGCUUCUCCGAGGGAGGCCAGCGAGGGCCGAGACGCAUACGCAUCCCGCGUUGCACUGCUUGAAUCCGGAGUAGGAGGUACCUGCAUGCGUUUAGGCAUGGCGCAUAUGAAAGUCGAGGCGACAGACAAAGGCCACACAGGUUCCACGUUGGCGGGCAGAACGCUGUCGACCUCUGCGCGGCGUUUCCUGCGCUCACACGCGGAGCUGCUUCUCGGAGCGUGCUUCGUGUGCGGCAUGGACCCCGGGGAGGCCGCUGAUUUUGUUCAAAGCGUCGCGGGCUUCUCCUCGGACGAGCGCCGCCGCUUCUUGCGAGCACGCGGUUCGCUCCUUCGCGCCGGAUCUCUGCUGGUUCGGGGCCUAAGGGCCUCGUCGCUUUCAGCUCAAAUCUCCUCGUCGUCCGUGUCAGCGGCUUCUCCAACGUCUUCUAGGUCGCCAGACAUUGCCACUCUGCACCGCUGCGCAUCCGACGGCUAUCUCUUGCCUUCCGUAGCCAGGAUCAUUCUUACCUUUGCUGAUAUCGCUGCGUCUUCGCCACUUUCGUUUUUCACUGUCUGCGAGUCCCUGGCUGAGGCCAGUGCUGGACAGUUCGCCCGCUACACCUCGCGCAGCGGUGGCGCCGUCGUGAGUGCAGGCAGUCGCUCCGGCGCCUCAAGAAACUCCUUUCCCGCGCUCAGCGUCUUACAGGGCACUCAAGGCAGGACUACUGACUCACGCAACGAAACAAUCGAUGCCGAAUGCGCAUCUGGCGCUCGUGCUUCCGACGUUCCCGCUGAAGCCUUCGAGCGGCAUUUCGUCGUGCUCAUGCUGUCUCUUGAGCACCUCCUGCGUCCCCACACGGUCGGUUCAGAGGCGCGCCUGGGGAGGUCUGCUGCCGCAGAUUCCUCGGUCCCUCGGGCAUCGUGUCGUUCUCCUUCAUCUCCUUUUUGGGCGGUUUCAGCCACUGGCUCGCUGGUUGGUUCCCUGUUUUCUUCUUCUUUCUCGAGCACCCAAGCUCCCGCAACGUCGGAGGGAAACGGAGUUACAGAAGCCGCCGGGCGCACAAGCAGAUUGGCUUCAUUCAUGUCACUGGAACGGCUUCAGACACGUUUUCGCCUUGUGCUGGAGGUGUCCGCAGCUGUUCUGCCGUGUGCAGUCUCAUCGGCGUCUCGCUUGCAUGCGUUCCUCUGCCUCAUGUUUCGCCUGUUGUCGCCUCUGCUCUGCUCAAGCGCUGCUCCAAGUUGGAAGCGUAACAUCGCCUCUUCUAGCCCCUCAGCCUCUUCUGAUUCCUUCGUGUCCGUAACUGCCGCGUCGCCAUCGUCGUGUGCAGCCGUUACCGCAUCGGCACGCGACGUCCGCUCUACUCCUCCAGCUUAUCUCCUCACUCGCGCAGUUCUAGAUUCGCGAGACGCGAGAGGAGGAGGCGAGCUCGCGUGGCGCCGUCCGCGGUGGGCGCUUCAAGCGGAGGAAGACGAGAAUCGGAAAUUUGUUCAACUGCUGCUCACAACGACCCUGACUGUCAUCGCGGCCGCUCCAUCAGAGACGCUUCGAAAGGCGCUCUGCCUUACCGCCGGCCGCUUGGCAACUGCAACCCCUUGUUCAGCAACCGGCGCUUCCCGAGCCCUUCGAGGAACAUUGUCAUCGCCUCUCCUCGACAUCCUCGCGGACGCACUCGUGGAGAAAUACGCAGAUCCCGCAGCGCUUCUCGCGUCGCUGAGUUCGGCUCAGACGCGUUUGCCUCCAGGCGGCUCGGUGUCGAUUGCUGCUGCAUCUCCCUCGUCUGCGUCGGCGCCCCCCUGUGGCAUUAAACUCGCGGAGACUCGAAGGGAUGGCAUCAUGAGUCCGAGGUCUGACCAACAGAAUAAAGUGGCGCAUCUCAACCCUUCUGGCGAUGGACCGCGUGGUGCCAGCGCUCGCAGGCAGCAAUGCGAGGCCGGAGAGGAACAGGCGGCGAGUUCGCUGCUUUCUUCGUGCCCCGUGUUCAUCCUUCUUUCGGCUCUCCUUGUUCGUGUGAGUGGCGGGCGUGGCGCGUUCUGCGACGCCAGUGUCUCCGCCGAUAUUGUGCGGCGCGCGUUUACGCCGUCCGCCUCUUCCCUACGUGAGAGUGAAGCCCGCCAUCAGUCCGCCGCGGCCGCAGGGAAUGGCGAGAGGAAGUUGAACACCGGAGGGCUGGGUAGAGCGGAGACGACGGCUGCGCUCGUGGUAGAGCAGCUUGGGUUGCCAAUCGCGUCCCUCUUUUCACUUCGUGUGCUCCUUCGCAAAGGCGCCCGACGCGCGCUCGACCUCCUGGCGAGCGUGGUGGCCUCCGCGUUGACGGGUGGCUGCAAGGGAGCGCAGACGUUGUCGGCGGCUCCCAGGACUGCGUCGCCGAUAGCUGCCCGGCUGACGAGGAUCGCGUGCCUUCUGCCGUUCGCUUCCCUCGCUGACUGGCUCGACACGUGCACAGUUGAAGGCCUGUUUCUUCCUCUUCUGGGCUGUGCCUCCUCUCCGUUCCCAGCUUCGCAUUUGGGCGCGCAGGGAAAACGCGCUGGAGUCUCGGACGAAAGCCGAGCAGCACCAAAGACUUCCAACGCGCCCACGCGCUGCCAACGCCGAACUUCAGAUGGCCCUGUAAGCUUCCCAAGAGAGACCGGCGGCGAACUGGGUCGCCCCGUUGGCGACGCAGAGACGGAGGCAGGCGCGGGAGCCUGCAUCUCACGCGAACAGACAGAAGAGUUGGUAGAGCGGUACCUCGCUCUGCAGGCCCCGCACCCGGACUUGGACUUUGGAUGGGCCUGUGAACCGAAAGAUGCCGAAGAGUGCGGAGACGAGGAGAAAUUAGAGCAGAAGCCGAGACGUUCGGAGUCUCUGUUGGUGGCCGCGGUUGAGAGGAAUAUCGAAGCAGCCGGCGCCAAGGCCUCCGCAGAUGAAUUCCUGCACGCGCGGGCUUUCCCGCCUUUCCUGGCUGACGCACGCGAGGACGCGCGAGCGUGUUCAUCCCUCGCUGCAGCGGCAGACGAACUGGUUUCUGUUUUCCUCCUCUCCGAGGCGACGACGGCGAAGCGUCUGCUACUGGGGCUGGCCUCCCUCCACCUGGGCCGCACGCGCAUGCCGACGCAAAAAAAUACGCAGGCGAUCGGAGCUCUCCCAGAGCCAAACGCUCCCGCAGACGCGCCGUCUCAGGGGCAUCCUUGUGCCAGCCAGUAUUCAGCGCCCAUGGGGGACGCCCCCUCUGGCGCCGCCCGGCCUACCCGUCCCGCCUUUGCAGGCCCAAACCCACCGUUCCAGCGGCUGUGCAAAAACGAGCACGAAGAAGGCGAUGCCGAACGAGCCAAGCAUUUGAGCCCGAAUUCUGUAAAGGCCCACCUUCUUCUCUACGUCUGUGGAGAGCGCCGACUCAAUCACGCGUGGCGGCGCCUCGCGUCGCUGUUGCUGCUCAAUCUUCCGCCGACAAACCUGACCAAUCUACGGGAUACGCUGCCGGCUCAGGACAGCCGCUACGAGCGAUGCUUGACAGGCGCCGCGGCGUCGCACAGGCUGCUGGUCCUCCUGCUCUCGGUUUUCGAUCCGUUCGCGGAGGGCCAACGAGCGAGGAAGGAGACUCGCAGUCAAACGCGGCGAGUGUUCGAGGGCACUCAGCCGGAACCCAGGGAGGGGAAAGAAAGACAGCAUGUUCAGCCAGUGCUGAUGCUCACCGUUCUCGGUCUUGUCGGCGCUUGCGCGACUCUCUGCGACCCCGAGGCGGUGCACGCAUUGCGCCUUAUGGCUCUGAUUGCGCUCCAGAACCUUAGCGGCUCUGCGGCACAGCGUCGCGAGCGUUUGUCGUCUAGGGUCCAGAGCUUGCGCCCGCCUGGAGGUGCGCCGCCGCUGGAGCGGCACGGAGGCGGCCGGCGGGCAGGAGUGAGCUCCGACGGCUACGAGGCAAGCGAUGGAGAAGGCACUGACCGGGAGGAGGCAGAGGAGGCGGAGGAGGCGGAAGGCGACGGAGAGGUCGAGGACGUCGACCGGUUGCGCACCCUGCUGGCUGGCGCCUCGCCGUUUAUGGCCCUCCUCUCAGGCACGGCGGGAGACAUCUACAGAGAGCGCGACUCCUGCUCGCUCUUGAAUCUUGCCUGUGCGCGGAUUGCGGUUAGUAUCGGCGCCAUCCCGCCGCAGUGGAGUUCAUCUCCGGCGUCGCAGCCACCGCCCGUCUCGCCCUCGCGCUUCUUCCGCCAAACGGCAGGCACGUGGAGACCGGCUGCGCCGUCUGGCGUGGCGUGGACUCCCCCGGGCCCCGCGGCCGCUGGCUGUUCGUCGUCAGGGUGUGCACAGACAGGCGAGUCCGGGCAUGUUCCUUGGGCCAUGCGCGUUGCUGCCGCUCUCCUCCUGUUUCUCGACAAAGUCGCGAAGGGCGAAAUCGAAGGCACAGACCUCGAGGAAACAUGUGACGACGAAACGGAAGGAGCGGAGGCGACGAAGUCAUCGUUGUCAGCUGGGGUCGAAAGGCCGGAGGAAGCAAGCGAACGCAGCGUUCACUAUCCCCCGUCGCCGCCGCCCAACUUCGUCCAGGUUCCGCCCGCGGAGUCCCGCCGCACUCUUUUCGGCUGUUGGGCGCCUUUUGCUUUUGUUUGCCCUACAUUCGCUGAGCAUGCACUUCCCCUGCUGUUUCUGUGCAUGCUCCAGACCACAUCUGACGCGUGCCGUCACCUCGCAGCCGCACUAAAUCGCUGUAUCUUUCAACCUCUGUCGAGCCGUGUCCCCCUCCUGUCCCAGUCGUUUUCGGCGUCCGAUAUGGAGCUGUCGAAGCACUUAUUUGGCCCCUCUGUUGUUGGUUCUUCUGCGCCUUCAAAUUCCAAAGACACCGUGGACAACAGGGGGGUGUCUUCAUGUUGGUCUUGUGAUGUGCCGUCUUCCACAGUGUCGCCUAGCGGCGAGGCUUUUGCCGCAGCGGCGCUCUGCGUGAAGGCCCUGCAGUUUGUUCGCGUCUACGUUUCACGCUUGGCUGGCGGUGCCGCCCCCGGUGUUCUGCGUUCGCGACUCAAAAGGCGAGGCGACGCCCGAGGCGCGAAAUCGCGGAAAACACCGGAAGGAGAUAGCGGCGAACGCAAGACUCUGGUCGAGCCUGUGGGGCUGGCGCCAUGUCGAGCGACAGCACGAGGAACUGGGGAGCGACCUGUGUCGACAAAGGAGCAUGCAAAGGAGGCCGGCGCCCAUGGCAAAGCUACGGGGGUUGAUGAGCGGCAAGUCGAGGCAACUCGAGGGACAACUGGAGACGCCGGCUGCACCGUGAGUGAUGCUGCUGCGGCAUCAAGGCAAGCAGUGCCUCCGGUGGUUGACCUUUCGAAACUGACUUCGGGUGGAUGUUUGCAGCGGCGCCGGGCGUCGAGAGGGAGAGCUGAAGACGCUGGAAGAAAAGAAGAGAGGAUCGCAGAGGGGCCCGUCGAGCAACGAGGUAGCGGAAAGCCAUCGGCACCGUCAACAGCGAAGGGACGGAAUCCGCGAGACUUCUUUAGGCGAACUGGAGAUCCGACGGAAUCUGAUGCGGCUGACCCGGCCUCGCACGCGCCCCCGCAAGAGGCGGAAGCCUGCCGCACAGUUUUGGACGGCGGGCGCAGCCCGCCUGACGCUUCGCAAGCUCAUGCACACGCUCCGACGUCAUCUGCGGCUUCGUUGUCUCGCUCCUCGGCGGGCUGCAGGCUGCUUCGAGAGGGACUAGGCGGUGACAUGCUGGAAAACUUCUUGCAUCUGUGGGCUGCCCUCGACCUGCAAGCGAUUGCCUUCGUGGCACUUCGCCUCGGCUGCCCGACCGACGCACUCUUCUUUGCGGAGCAAGAAAUUGAGCGAGUGUGCCCAGACGCUGGCCUCGAAGAGGGUCUCUCGAGAAUCUCGCAGCAGUUUCAGCGAUGCCAGUGGGACCGCAUGCCUCAGAUUCACGCCGCGCAGGCACUCAGGGAGAUGCUGCUUUCGUCGUCGAGCGAGCGGCGAAACAGAGAGGCUGUGGACGGUGGACAGGGGAGUCGCGCAGACGUCCCAGCUUCCGACACGGCCCCCGACGGGGACAAAGGCGGUCACGGAGCGGAGCGAGGGAACGCCGUCGGAGGAAGCCGCGUGCCAGCAAGACUGCGGGGGGGGGCUGAAAUCGCCGACACUAGGAAUGAGCAACCCAAGACUCGAACCCUGGGGGACCGAGCGCUUACUGUCAAUCCUCCUGGCACUGCCGAGAUCACAGAGGAACGCAUGCGGCGCUUUCACCUCUCUUUGCAGCGUCUGCGGGAGCUCUCUGUUCGCCCAGCGAAUGCUUCUGCGCUCCUGACGCCCGUGAGCCCGCCUCCGCUCUUCCUUCUCGUUUCUCAGGCUCUGAUUGACGCAGACGAGGAGGACCUCUCUGCUGUCACAGACUGUCUCUCAGCGUGGCACACGUCGAACUUUUUGAUUCAGCGCAUGCAGGCGGAACACGACUGGCUCGCGACACUAACGCUGCAGCAGGAGCAGUUGCAGCACCUCGAGGCGAGCCGAGUCCGACUCCUGGCGCAGCAGAAAAGGUCUUUGUCUGCCGUCGAGCGUUUCAGUACCGGGACUACAUCGGGACCACGAUCGAGGCAUAUCACUGGGGUCCGCGAUUUUGACACGGCCAGCUACGCCGCGUGCAGAUCGGCCUUUAUCACGGAAGGCGACACGUGCCUUCAAGCUCGUCUCCAGGACAUUGAGCAACUGCUCUACUCCGUAAAAAGUCAGAUGGCUAGCACGCUUGGGCGCAUCGGGUUGCAUUCGCUUCGAGCAAGCGUGCUGGAGUCUCUCCAACAGCCGCUGCAUGUCUCAUCACUCGCCUAUUCAGCGCCUUCUGAGUAUUCGUCUUUCCCGGACUAUGCGGCUUCUAGAAGUUCUUUCCACACGCCGGGGGAGUGUCGCGUGGCGUGGAAACUAGCUGCCGGCGCAGGGCGAACCAGGCUCGAUUCGCCGCUGAGCCCGGAGCCCGCGCGCGGCAGCUCAGCCGGUGGCGGUUGGGAUGGCCUCGACCCAAGUUCGGCAUCGUGGCUUGAGAGGAAGUUCGAGUGUCUGUGGCGUCUGCAUCGGUGGGAUGCCGAUGCCGCAACACCGGACGACUCCUGCCGUUUGCCAGACGCAUGCAUAAACGCGCCGAAUCUCGAAGGCGUAUGGGCCUCGUCGCUGUUCGCAGAGCCCCAAGGCAUGGCAUUGACUAGCGCCCACUCGAAGUCGUGCAUGGGCCAGCAAAGCGCCCAUCUUGGACUUUUCAACGGCUGCAUAUAUUCGACGCUUUCGCUCGUGCAUGCAGCGGCCGCCUGUCAGCCGUCCGCGUUGAUUCCUGGCUGGCCUUCACACGCUCUCGCAUCUUCCUCUCGGCCGCCUAUUCCGGCCGUUCUCGAUGCGCCUGCUGCUGCAAGUCUCCGCGACGUCCCUUGUCUCUCUCCCCGUGGCGGGGGACGUCAACGUGCUGAUGAGAGCAGGGGACGAAGCGACAGAACAACAGUAUGGUGCGCGGGAGGACUUGUUGAAGAUCCCGAGGUGCAACCAAAUUUGGGCUUGCAGAACAUGAUGACGCGUUUGCGAGCUGUGCAGAUCUCUCGCCACGCCCUUACCCUUGCUCUCCAGCGGCUAGAAGGCGCGCUGAAUUCUGCUGACGCGCGACUGUCGCUGCGGGAAACGCCAACCGAGACUCGAGGCCAAAGUCUCUCGCGGCGGCUCGUUGGGGCGUACAUCGAGCUUGCUAUGGCGCAGGCGUUGCAGCAAGCUGCGGACCUCAGCCUGCGGCAGGCGCUUACAGACCCUCUGCAACAAAGCUGUUCGGACGAGUCGGCUUUUGAAGAGCUGCAAGCGGGUUGGGAGAGCCAGCUCGCCGUCUCCGCGGGGACGUUGUUUGCCUCUUCGUCCUCAGCCUGCUAUUCUUCGCGUUAUUCGCUGCCGUUCUUCCUGGAGCCAUUGGUAUCUCUUCAAACCUCUAUUCUUGAGGCGGCGAUACCGUCAGUGCAUUCUCCCCAAUGUCGGCCUUCCGCGGUGCCCUUCGCUCUCGACUGCCAAGGCCACUCUUUCCAUAGGCAAUUAACUGCGGACGGAAACAUAGAGGACUGGAACGUGCGGGAGCUCGUCCAUUCAGGGCGACACCACAGCCAGCAUGGGACUGACGCGGAGCUCAUGUGCGGCUGUCACGUGCGGAGGUCGGCGGCUAGACACCUGCUUCUUCUCGGCGAAAUGAAGAGAGAACGAGGAGACUGGCGGGGAAGUCUUGAGCAUCUCCUGCAAGCGAAAACGCAUCUGCUGCAGCUGCAAACAGACCUUGCGCUCCCAGUAUGGAAGAAACUUCCGGCCCUGCUGGAUGACUGGCGCGAGGCCAGUCUCUUCGAGCUGCCCUCUGUCGUGUCAUCCCCGAUGGCCUCACCUCCGCUUCCUGCUCCUCCUUCUUCCUCGCCCCUCGUGCCGCCGUCAACUGCUGUGCCGCCUUCGCUGUCGUCCCUUAUGUCCCCAUCUCUCGCCUGUCCUGGACUAUGCGAUCAGGAUCUUGCCUGCUUCGCGCCUUCCUUUGUUUGCAUCGACCUUUUUCUGGUCCAGUGGCAGCUCGCGAAGACGCUGUAUCUCUCAGGCGAUUGCUCAGGCAGCUUGAGCAUCGCUUCGCGGCUGUGCCAGCCCAAGAACUGGCCACUGCUGCCUUUCCAGAGGUCGACGACUUCCUGCGUCCCGUCCUCUUUUUCGUCUUCGCCUGUCGCUGCUGCGGCGGCGCUCGUGGCUCCUUUGCAGUGUGGCGGGCGCUGCCCAGACGCAUCUCCAGCAAGCUUCCGAGCGGCGCAUCAAACGGCCAGUUUUUUGAACGGCAGCCGCAUCUUGGCAUUCGGGGCAUAUAGACAAAUCAAACGAGAACGCAAAGCAGAGGUGGAGCUUCAAAAAUUCCGCAGAGCUAUUAUCGACGCACUGUGUUCGUGCGGCGACUGGCAGUUCCGUGGACGGUGGGCGACUGAAGCAACGGUCCGACGGCAGUACUUCAAUAUCGCGCUCCGCCUUGGGCCGCUCGCCGGCAGCCUGGAGCCCAGCCAGCGCCUCGCAACUCUCAUCGACGACCAGCUGCAGUCCUACAGUGACUACAGACACUCGGUGCCGUCCCUGGUGAAGGCCGACCUGCGGCGUCAAGAAAGAGCGGAGAUCGAGGGUCUGCUUCAGCAACUGUCUGCCGUGUUCGGGGGGCGCGAAGAAGGCGAUAAGCCCCGACGCAUGCAGGCCCAGCAGAAACUCCUUCAACAGCACGUCUGUAUGCUUCAGCAGAAGCAACGCGCGAUGGAGCGAGAACGCGAACGCGAGCACCGCGAGCGGACGCAGUGGGCUCUUGAGGCCGUGCGGCUCUACGCCGCGUGCCUCAGAGAUCCUUUCCUUCCUCACGCAGCUAAGACGACGAGCCGCCUGCUGAGUCUUUGGUUCGAGUGGGGCGAGGCCGUGCCAGAGAUGAAUGCCGCUCUCGACACUAUCCUCAUCUCGCCUUUCGCAAGUUCUUCGGACUCGGGAAGUCAAUCACGCAAGGUGAUGUCGGCUGUUGCGGCCAACGAGCAACCUGCAAAACCCGACGAUGAACCUCCUUCCGCCGGCCCUCCCGACCUGCGGCAUCUUCUCCCCUUCGUCUACCAAAUUGCCUCGCGACUGGGCAGCCCGGCCGACAGCCCGUUCCAACGUACCCUACGUGCGUUGCUGCUAGCCAUGGCAAAGCAGUAUCCUUUCCAGUGCCUCUACCAGCUCGUGGCUAUUCGCAAUGGGCGACGCAUUCCACCAGGACACAGAGGGUCCGACCGCUUUACCGUUCAACAAGACAAAAUCAACGCUGCGCAGGAUGUCCUCAAUCGCCUGGCGGAUACCUCCAGGCCUCUGAAGCUCGUGGUCACGGCGGUGGAGGCGCUAGUCGACUUCUAUAACGACCUUUGUCUCCUCGACUUCGAUGAUGAUCUCCGCGAAGCCCAGAAGCAACAGCGGAACCUUCGGCUGCUGCAGCGCGGGACGGCUGCUUCUCUCUCUCGGCCUCUGACUCCGCAGGAGCAGAUGCUGCGCCUGCCGUCUUUUAAAAGACUAGAGGAGUUCGCGUCGAUGCUUCCAGUCCCAACUGUGGAACAUCCGCGUGACGCACUCGUACCGUUCCAGCCCCCCAGCGCUCUCUUGCGUCUGCAAGGCUCCGCAGACUUUCUGCGCGGCCUUUCUACCUACAUUUACUCUCUGCACCCCUGCUGCCUCUCCGCGGGCCCCGGGGACCCGCUGCGCAUGCAAGUGAAAAGUAUCGGCAGCGGAAUCACAAAGCCCAAGCUCCUGUGUGUCUGGGACCGGCGCGGGAGGAAGCACAAGCAGUGCUGCAAAGGCCGAGAAGACGUCCGCCAAGACCGCGUUGCCCAGCAACUCUUCGGCAUGAUCAACCAGGUGUUCUUGGAGGCGCCAUCUACUGUUGAAAACAACUUCUAUUUGCGGACGUACGCCGUCGUCCCUUUCUCACCAGCAGUUGGCAUCCUCGAAUGGGUUAACGACACGGUUACGCUAGCCCAGUACCUUAUUGGUGGACCGGAAAACAGUUACCACGGCGCCCACGCGCGGUACCGCCCUCAAGACUGGCCGUUUACAGCUUGCCGCCACAGACUGAGGCAAGCACGAGAAAAAGCCUUGGCUCACGCGCGACAGCUUGCGAGUCGAGGGACUGGUGGUGAAGUCGAGGGGGAGAACGCCGACAAGAAGCCGACUCCUCCAGCGCCAGACGGAGGCGAGGGGAAUCUGGUCGAGUCACUCGUACGAACCUACGAUGAGAUUUGUGGCCGCUUCAAGCCCGUGCUCCAUUUCUUCUUUCUCGAGCAUUUCCCGUCGGCCGACGUAUGGUACGAGAAGCAACAGCAUUAUCGGCGAACGCUGGCCGUGUCCAGUAUGGUGUCGUAUAUCUUGGGCCUCGGCGACCGCCACACCAACAACAUCCUGCUUGACGUCGCUUCCGGCGAUAUUGUGCACAUUGACUUUGGCAUCAUGUUUGAGCAGGGGAAGCUGCUUGCGAUCCCAGAACUCGUCCCCUUUCGACUCACGAGAGACCUUGUCGACGGCUUGGGCUGCCUCGGGGUCGCCGGGUGCUUCAAGCGCGACUGCGAAACAACUAUGGAAGUGCUACGCCGCGUCUCGCCGCUGGUCGUGUCUAUCGUUGAAGUUCUUCUGUUCGAUCCUCUGUAUCGGUGGUGCCUGGACGCGCGUCGACUUCUCCAGGACAACGAGAAGUCCCUCCCGUUGGCCUCAUCGUCUCGUCCUGACGUUUCGGCGAAACGCGGGCGGGGCAAAGGCGCCGUGGCCGCGAGUGGAAGGGGAAAACGACCAGCUUUUAUAGCAGCGUUUUCUACCAGUGGACCGAAUGCGAAAAAACGCAGUCGGGAGGAGGCCGUUCUCCUUUCAAGUCACGGCGCCUCUGUCGCACGUUGCGGAAAUGAAGCGGAGAGACAGGACAGAGAAGAUGCAGACGGCCGAGAGGAAGAGUCGAAACUGAAGCCGGAGGAGAGAGACACGCCUAUCGUCGAGGAUAUACUCACGAAAGCCGAAGGCAAUCUAAAUGCGAAACGGGCUGUCUUGACUGUUCGUCGUAAACUGGACGGCUACGAGGAAGGCGAAAUUGCGCAGCUCUCAGUCACCGCUCACGUGGCACGUCUCCUCAAUGCCGCACAAGACAGGACAGCGCUCGCGCAAAUGUUCGUUGGAUGGGCUCCGUGGGUGUGA